UAAAAAACAGUGUGGCUUCCAAAACCGGGAAGAAAGAAGAGAUUCACAUGAUGGAGUUGAUGCAGUAAAGUCGGAGGAACAGUCCUGACUUGUUAUAAUGGUAGCAGCGCGGUAUGAGUCUCAGAAGAUCAAACUAUCUAUCAGAUGAGUAUUUUUUUUUUGCAGUUUUUGCACUUUUGUUAACGCUAAUAAACACUGCCAGAUUUUAGACAGAUGCAGGGAAUUAGAUUUGAGCCUAAUCUCACAACCUUCACUGCAAGAGGUGAAACGGAAAAAAGCUACACGUUCACACACACAGCACUGCAGCACACACACCGCUCAUGAACCCAGUCACACCGGUGGACAGUAUGAGGGAUCUGUCUUGACCGCUUCAGCACUUUUUCACUGCUUUGUAUUUCUCUGUCCUUUUAUGCAGCUGCACAGCCCUGCUGGGAGAGCAUGGACACCCUGGCUGAGCCCAACCAAGUGACCUCCGACCUCCUGAACAGGGCUGGUCUGCACUCUCAGGAUUUACACACAAACACUGAGAAAACCACACCUGCGCACACAGGAGGUGUAGCAGGGUUGGUGGUGUGCUCUGUGUCGGUGGCCUCUCUCAGCGGGCUGAUGCUGGGCUAUGAGAUGGGUCUGAUCUCCGGAGCUCUGCUCCAGCUCAGGGAGGUGCUGGCGCUCACAUGCCCACAGCAGGAACAAGCCGUGGGCGCCCUCCUGCUCGGAGCCUUCCUCCUCUCCGUGGCCGGCGGUGCCAUCGUGGAUCGCUACGGCCGUCGCUUCUCCAUCAUCCUCACGGCGGCUCUGUGUGCGUGCGGCACCCUGCUGAGCGUCUCCGCUCCCUCCUUCUGGACGCUGGUGGCGGGCCGCGUGGUGGUGGGCAUGGCCGUGGCGCUCUCCGGUACGGCGGCGUGCCUGUACGUAGCGGAGGUGGCGCCCGCCGCCUGGCGCGGAAGGUGCAUUUGCGUGUACGAGCUGCAGGUGGUGCUGGGAGUGCUGCUGGGAUUCGGGUUAAGCUGGGUGUUCGCUGAAAUCGCGGAGGGUUGGAGGUUCACCCUGAGCGGGGUGCUGGUGCCCGCCGGUUUGCAGAUGUGCAUCAUGCCAUUUCUGCCUCAAAGUCCUCGGUUUCUUCUUGCUCGGCGGAGAGAAAAUGAGGCGCGAGAAACGCUCGCCCGCUUACGGGGCACCGUUCCUGAAUCCGUCGAGGAGGAAAUCCGGGGGAUCACGGCAGCUCUGGGUGCCGAGCGCCAGCAGGGCUUUUCGGAUCUGUUCAGUUCUCGUGCCAACAUGCGCAGAAGACUGUUUAUCGGCGCAGCAUUGGUGUUCCUCCAGCAAGCGACAGGGCAGCCUAAUCUCCUAGCCUACGCCUCUACUGUACUCCGCGGCGUGGGCUUCCAAAGCAAUCAGGCCGCCACGCUCGCCUCUACCGGCCUCGGUGUGGUCAAACUGGUUGGCACUGUUCCUGCGAUUCUAUUGGUCGACCGGGUAGGGCCCAAAACCUUUCUCUGUCUGGGCGCUGUCGUCAUGACCCUGUCAACAGCAACGCUCGGUGUGGUGACACUGCACAGCCAAACCCAAGUCGCCAGUUUGUGCCAAAACCACGCUCCGCUUAAUCAGAGCUCAGCGUGGAAGGGACUGGACACUGGUGUUAGGACAGAUGGACACCAGGGAUUGUUUAAUCAUGCACAUUCAUUUUCAGGACAGAACCAUCAUGCUUUCAACCACACUCAGGUACCGUGGAUUUUAAACCUCACACAGGACAGGGACUCAGGACUGGAAUCUGUGAGCGAGGUGUCUCCGUCUCUGAAAUGGAUCUCUCUGGUCAGUCUGCUCGUCUACGUGGCAGCUUUCUCCUUCAGUCUGGGACCAAUGGUCUAUGUGGUUCUGAGUGAGAUCUUUCCCACUGGGAUUCGAGGAAAAGCCGUGUCGGUGGUCUCUGCCUUCAACUGGGCAAUGAACCUGGUCAUAUCAAUGAGCUUCCUUACACUCACAGAAAAUAUCGGCCUACCCAGUGUGAUCUUCUCAUAUGCUGCUAUGAGCUUCGUGCUGCUGAUAUUUGUGAUCGUGUUCGUGCCGGAAACGAAGGGACGAUCGCUGGAACAGAUCUCAAAAGAGCUGGCCAUGAAGAAUCACCUGGGCAGCACACUGUUGUGCCAGAGAUGGCAAAAGAAGCCCAAGACUGACCAGCCACAGGAGGAGAAAUCUCUAGCAGCAGUCUGAUCAGAGAGACGAAUGAUGAAGAAUUAACACAAUCAACACGAGUUUGUUCUGCAGCGAUGGACGUACACAUCACCUGAUUAAUAGAUGUUAAGAGAGUGAUCGAGUGAUUCCUCACAAAACCGUGCUGAUCACGAUACUUUAGAGAAAAAAGAAAUGGUCAAGCAAAUAGCUAUGAAAUUGCUGUGAACCGUGUUACUGUUCCUCACACACACGCGCACACACACAAACCGAUGCACUACAGUAAUGAGUUCAGAUGCCUUGUCUUAACCAUUUAAGUACUUGACUGUAGUAACUAGGUUUUUUAAUGUAGUUUUCCAGGGUUAUUGCAAUAACUGUAAAGCAUCGAUUCAUUGUUUUGAAAUAAUAACAACAGAUUUUUAAGUCAGAUUUGAAAACUGUGGCAGUGUCAUCUGUUUAUGGGUGUGUUUUUACAAUCCUCCUAUCAGAGAACAGUGCUAUACUCAAAACCGGUUUGAAGCACAGAGCCGCCAUGGGUCUGUUAUCAUUUUUGUAGUCAUGCAUGGCUGCCGAACAGUUUCUCACAAUCAGAAGCACCGAAAAUCUCUCACCUUUGCAGCUUUACACUUUACUGUAGACCAGCAGUACACAGAUUGAGUCGCUGUAUUUGCUCCACACACAUUUGCACAUCUUUACUAACCAGUAGCUGCAAACGUGGCUUGAGAUUUUGGGUGCUUGAUAUGCAAUACCCGGGCGAUGCGUGGAGCGGACGGAGCAAGCCCCUCUUCCCACUCCCAGGCCUAAAAAUCCAUUUAAUAUAUGGUCCUCGGGUAGAGGACGUAUCAGAUAUUAAACUGAUAAAAACAGAUACUACACUUGAUCUUAGCAGCACUGCUCCAUUUUAACUGAUGACUGUUGUUUUUUUAAGAAAACUAUUAUGUACUGGAUGUACUCAAAAAUCUGAAUUUUCUGCCUAAAUUAGCAACUUUUUAUAUGUUUAAAUGUCCAUGAACUGACGCUUGUUAACUGAAAAGAUGAAUGAAAAUGUCAAUAAAAUAGGAGGUGAAGAACCAGCGGCACAAAUA
Trichomycterus rosablanca is the source of this 3254-nucleotide messenger RNA. RefSeq names its product solute carrier family 2 member 12 (gene slc2a12). Bases 439 to 2211 code for a protein of 590 amino acids. Gene Ontology annotation, molecular function: symporter activity. NCBI's taxonomy places the organism in Eukaryota, Metazoa, Chordata, Actinopteri, Siluriformes, Trichomycteridae. The record is from RefSeq and is a predicted model, not a curated record. Gene Ontology annotation, biological process: D-glucose transmembrane transport; circulatory system development. The transcript has 6 exons. Gene Ontology annotation, cellular component: membrane.